Sus scrofa (pig) is the source of this 4521-nucleotide messenger RNA. RefSeq names its product solute carrier family 12 member 9 (gene SLC12A9). Gene Ontology annotation, cellular component: membrane. The record is from RefSeq and is a predicted model, not a curated record. Gene Ontology annotation, molecular function: potassium:chloride symporter activity. Lineage: Eukaryota; Metazoa; Chordata; Mammalia; Artiodactyla; Suidae. Gene Ontology annotation, biological process: chloride ion homeostasis; cell volume homeostasis; chloride transmembrane transport.
GAGCUCACGGCGGGGGACGGGGUGCCGAGGAAUUAGCAUUUAGGGCCUGAACUCGGAGUGGGGCACUCAGGGGCGGGGAUUGGACGUCCUGUCUCCGAAGGAUGGUCCAGGUGUGUGCUCUGGGAUCCUUUAGAACAGAAGGCUGGACAGGCACCCCGAGAUGACCUAAUCGGUAGAUCCGGGAGCCAACACGAGGCGAGAAAAACCCAGAUACUGAUUCCACAACCUCGUCCUACACGUCUCAGAUCCCAGGAAUCCCAAGCAGUGGGGAGAUGAUAGGCAGCUCAACGUUUUAGGAUUAGCCAAUUCCUUUCUCCUUUGAAAAUGGUGGGGAGGACGACCAGCACGUAGUCCUGAAUUCGCGCCUUCCCAGUACGCGACCGCAGACCAGGCGGCGGCGCGGACGCUCUAGCGAGCCGGCGCCCUCUCGUUUGCUGCCCUCUUUCUGGGGCACCCUGGGCGCCGCCAUCUUCCCUCCUUAGAGGGCGGGGCGGGGCCACAGCAGUCACGUGAGGAGCCAGCCCCAGAUCCGCCGAGGCUCCCAGAAGACACGGUGCACGGUUACAAAGGGCCACCGGAAUGCCAGGGACUGAUGGAAGUACCGGAGCUAGAGCAGCAAAGAAAAGUUCCUGUUUCGUGGAGCUUAACUUUUCUGUUGGGACUAGGCAGUCGAUGAACAAGAUAAACACUUUAAAGGCAUCUAUUAGAUGUGUUAAGCGCUCUGGUUAAGGAAAAAAAAAAUAGGAAAGGGGGAUAAGCCCUAGGAAAGUGGGAUGGGAAGGAAGGUGUAGUUCACAUUUAUUUAUUUAUUUAUUUAGCUUUUUAGGGCUGCACUGUGGCAUAUGGAGGUUCCCAGGCUAGGGGUCCAAUUGGAGCUACAGCUGCCGGCCUACACCACAGCCACAGCAAUGUGGGAUCCAAGCCGCGUGUGCGACCUACACCACAGCUCUCGGCAACGCCGGAUCCUUAACCCACUGAGCGAGGCCAGGGAUCGAACCUGCAACUUCAUGGUUCCUAGUCCGUCCGCUGUGCCACGACAGGAACUUCUGUAGUUCACCUUUAAAUGGGACUGGCAGAGAUUUCACUAAGAAGGUAAUAUUUGAGUCCAAAAGACAAAGGAGGCUCCUGUCCUGUGCUGCCACAGCAUUCUUGGCAACAGCCCAGAGGUCCUCGUGGGGCAAGAUCAGGGAUGAGGAGAGGUGAGGGCAGGAUACGGGUCAGGUAGGGCUUCAUGGGGCGAUUGCCCAUAUAAUAUAUAGACCACUCUGGGUCACUUCUGAGCAAAGGAAAUGCUAUUAAUGCUUAGGCCAUGGCAAAGGUGUAAACUGUGGCAGUUGGACGGUAGUCUGAAACAAGAGGCCUCAUAACCCACUGUUGGCUUCCUCUGCCUGCUCUCGGCCAUGGCCAGUGAGAACUCUCCUCUGCUGGCCUACCGGCUCCUGGGGGAGGAGGGGGUUGCCUUCCCUGCCAAUGGGACCGGGGGUCCUGGAGGGGCAUCUGCCCGGAAGCUCUCCACCUUCUUGGGUGUGGUGGUGCCCACCGUCCUGUCCAUGUUCAGCAUAGUUGUCUUCUUGAGGAUUGGGUUCGUGGUGGGCCAUGCUGGGCUGCUGCAGGCUUUGGCCAUGCUCCUGGUUGCCUACUUCAUCCUGGCCCUCACUGUCCUCUCCGUCUGUGCCAUCGCCACCAAUGGAGCUGUGCGAGGGGGCGGAGCCUACUUCAUGAUUAGCCGGACCCUGGGGCCUGAAGUCGGGGGCAGCAUCGGCCUCAUGUUCUACCUGGCUAACGUCUGUGGCUGUGCCGUCUCCCUGCUGGGGCUGGUGGAGGCCAUACUUGAUGUCUUCGGGGCUGAUGCUGCAGGGUCCAGUGGGCUCCGGGUCCUGCCCCAGGGCUACGGCUGGAGCCUGCUCUAUGGCUCCCUGCUUCUGGGCCUGGUGGGCGGGGUCUGUACGCUGGGGGCCGGCCUCUACGCCCGAGCCUCCUUCCUCACGUUCCUGCUGGUCUCUGGUUCCCUGGCCUCGGUGCUGGUCAGCUUUGUGGCUGUGGGGCCCAGGGACAUCCCCUUGACCCCUCGGCCUGGCCCCAACGGCUCCUCCCUGCCACCCCAGGUCGGCCACUUCACUGGCUUCAACAGUAGCACCCUGAAGGCCAAUUUGGGCGCUGGCUACGCCAAGGACUACACCACAGGGGCUGUGAUGACCUUUGCCAGCGUCUUUGCCGUCCUUUUUAAUGGCUGCACGGGCAUCAUGGCCGGGGCCAACAUGUCAGGGGAGCUGAAGGACCCCAGCCGGGCGAUCCCCCUGGGCACCAUCACUGCUGUUGCCUAUACUUUCUUCAUCUACAUCCUGCUUUUCUUCCUCUCCAGCUUUACCUGUGACAGGACCCUGCUGCAGGAGGACUACGGGUUCUUCCGCGCCAUCAGCCUGUGGCCCCCGCUGGUGCUGAUCGGCAUCUACGCCACAUCGCUCUCAGCCUCCAUGAGCUCCCUCAUCGGUGCCUCCCGCAUCCUCCACGCCCUGGCCCAGGACGACCUCUUUGGAGUGAUCCUUUCACCGGCCAAGGUCGUAUCCCGAGGGGGGAACCCCUGGGGGGCUGUGCUCUAUUCUUGGGGCUUGGUGCAGCUGGUGCUCCUGGCUGGGAAGCUGAACACACUGGCCGCCGUGGUCACUGUCUUCUACUUGGUGGCCUAUGCUGCCGUGGACCUGUCCUGCCUGAGCCUGGAGUGGGCCUCGGCCCCCAACUUCCGCCCCACCUUCAGCCUCUUCUCCUGGCACACCUGCUUGCUGGGCGUGGCCUCCUGCCUGCUCAUGAUGUUUCUCAUCAGCCCCGGGGCUGCCGGCGGCUCCCUGCUUCUCAUGGGCCUGCUUUCUGCCCUGCUCACAGCGCGAGUAGGCCCCAGCAGCUGGGGCUACGUCAGCCAGGCUCUGCUUUUCCACCAGGUACGUAAAUACCUGCUCCGGCUGGACGUCCGCAAAGACCACGUGAAGUUUUGGCGGCCCCAGCUGCUGCUCCUGGUGGGGAACCCCCGGGGCGCACUGCCUCUGCUGCGGUUGGCGAACCAGCUCAAGAAAGGGGGCCUCUAUGUGCUGGGCCACGUCACCCUGGGGGACCUCGACUCCCUGCCCUCGGACCCGGUGCAGCCACUGUACGGGGCAUGGCUGAGCCUGGUGGACCGGGCCCAAGUGAAGGCGUUCGUGGACCUCACCCUCUCGCCUUCCGUGCGCCAGGGGGCUCAGCAUCUGCUGAGGAUCUCAGGUCUUGGUGGCAUGAAGCCCAACACACUGGUCCUGGGUUUCUACGAUGAUGCUGCGCCCCAGGACCACUUCCUGACAGAUCCAGCUUUCUCUGAGCCUGCUGAUGCCACCCAGGAGGGCGGGUCCCCAGCCCUGAGCACCCUGUUCCCUCCACCCCGGGCUCCUGGGAGCCCCCGGGCUCUCAGUCCCCAGGACUAUGUGGCCACUGUGGCAGACGCCCUGAAGAUGAAUAAGAAUGUGGUUCUUGCCCGGGCUUGUGGGGCCCUGCCCCCUGAGCGACUGAGCCGGGGUUCCGGGGGUACCUCUCAGCCACAUCAUGUGGACGUGUGGCCCCUCAACCUGCUGCGGCCCCGGGGUGGACCUGGCUACGUGGACGUCUGCGGCCUCUUCCUGCUGCAGAUGGCCACCAUCUUGGGCAUGGUGCCUGCUUGGCACACUGCCCGCCUCCGGAUCUUCUUGUGCCUGGGGCCUCGGGAGGCCCCAGGGGCAGCCGAGGGGCGGCUCCGGGCACUGCUGAGCCAGCUGAGGAUCCGGGCAGAGGUGCAGGAGGUUGUGUGGGGUGAGGGGGCUGGGUCCGAGGAGCCUGAGGAGGAGGAGGAGGGGGACUUUGUGAAUGGCAGGCGCGGAGACGCAGAGGCAGAGGCCCUGGCACGCAGCGCCAACGCCCUGGUUCGGGCCCAGCAGGGGCGCGGCAGAGGAGGAGGGCCUGGUGGGCCUGAGGGUGGGGAUGGCGAGGAAGGGCCCACCACCGCCCUCACGUUCUUGUACCUGCCUCGGCCGCCUGCUGAUCCCUCUCGCUACCCUCGCUACCUGGCGCUGCUGGAAAUUCUGAGCCAUGACCUGGGCCCCACGCUGCUCAUUCAUGGCAUCACCCCUGUCACUUGCACUGAUCUCUGAUGCCGGUUCCUAGUAGAGAGUGUCCAGGUCGAGUGGCCCACUUUGCUUGGCGGGUUGAGGAGGGGAGGUGCUGCCUCUUGCCCUCCUUGUACUUGGGACUCGGACCCUGGUGGAGGUAUUAGGGGAACCUGGUCUUUGGGAGAGGGUCCUCGCUGUGCCCAGGGCAGCUGAGCCGGCGGCCACCACUGGCGAGAAGUCAGCAGCCCUCCCCCACGCUGGCCUCCCUCCCUUCACUGGUGCCUUGACGGGGCUGGGUCUCCGCUUGUGACUCUAGGCUACCUCAGUCUCCCCGCCCCUUGCCCAGUAGACUCCUCACCCUUGAGGUUGUGAUGUUUUUGUUCCGUUUUAUUUUUCUAACUGCUGAAUGUGAAUA